AUAUACAUAUACCCAGCAACAGUAGAUACAGUUGCUGACCAGAUUUAAUCAAGUGAAUGGCAGGUGGAGUUGCAGUGACGGUCCGUUCAGCCAGCCCACGAUCAGCAAUAGUGAGGAUAGGGUACACAUUUCUAUAAAUUCAGAGAUAAAAAGUAAGAAAAUGUCUAAAGAAUCACAUCAUCACAAUCGUUUAUUAUUGAAAACAUUUAACAAUGUAUGUGCUGUUUUCAAAACAGUUAUAUUAAAAAGUUUAGCUAAAAUUGUUUACAGGGACCUGCGUAUGUUUAGACUGCAAAACAACGGAUUGUUUUAUAAAGAACCAUAUCAGUUGAUCCAGUUACAUGGGUCACGUACUCAAAGUCUCACUCCUGGGUCAUUCCUGGCGCCAGUUGCUGCUCAUAUAAAUAAGUUACAAAAGAAAUUAAUAAGCAGUAUAUAUAUAUAGACAUACAUAUACAACAAUUAAAGUAAGCUCUACAAAGAUCAACAUAUUAAGGAUGUUGUCUGUGCACACAAAGUGUCUCUAGGUACUCAAGCGCUGGCUGGUCAUGGCUACUCACACUACUUUAUACAAUGGUUGAAUGGUAGAAGGCACUUCCACCCAGAAUACUUGUUACUCAAGUUUCUGCCAUUGUUAGUGCGGGUCGACUCAUGUACACCGGGUGUCUGCCAUGUCACGCACAUUGGGGACCGUGGCUUUGUCGGGGGACAAAGGACAGACACAUCAGCCAGGAUUUGACCUGAAUACAGCCUCAUAGAGGUGAAAAACAGUUUCGUGACGAUUUUCUUUUACCUGGAGAUAGCUUGACAGUCGUGAAUAGUGAAGUAGGAGGUCAGUCGUGAGGACCUGCAGAUCUUCUUUACAGUUUCUAAAAUAAGUUACAAGAAAGUGAAAAUGGCCUUCUGUGUUUUCGUCGGUUGAAACAACCGGUGGGUAACUAAACAGUUAUUAGCUUCGCUGGAAGGGGAAACAAAUCACCAAAAAACAAAAAAAAACGCCCCAAAAUGUUCCAACAAAAUCGGUCUCACUUCCUCGUGGGAGGGUUCCUGGUGUGUGUUAUCUGCCUCCUCCUCUUCAUCUACCUCCUGCCAACCUACCGAAACCGGCCUCAGCAUAUGUCUUCAGACGUGGAGCCACAGUCGAGUGACCAAGAGUCUAGAAUGUUCCAUGCGGACCGGCCGGGAUGCCCAGAAUGCACUUCAGCAUCCCAUAUGAGGGAACAGCGCAACACCUUAUCCAAAAUGCUGAACGAUUUAAAACAACAGUUGGGACAACUAGAGUGCGACAAGGCGAAACUACAGAACAAAAAAGAUGUGUCCAGCAGUGGUGGCUGGUGCAAAGAAGAAAGUGACCCCAAGGAAUCUAAAGCUCACCUGUUUGACCAGAAAAUGGCGGAUUCUCUCAGUCGAUUUCUGUCCGGCCAGAGUGUUGGAAGCUUUGGUGACGGUCCAGGAAAAUACAAGGAGUAUCUCCUCCAACAAGGGCUGGUCGCCUCCUACGACGCCUACGACGGGGCCCCCUUCUGCGAAAACGUCACAUCCGGGGCCGUCAAGUUCAUGGACCUGACGCUUCCUCAGUUCGGACUUCCGGUGUACGACUGGGUCGUCAGUCUGGAGGUGGCGGAGCACGUGCCUGCACGCUUCGAGGUCGUGCUGGUCGACAACAUCGCGCGCCACGCGCGGAAGGGCAUCGUGCUGAGCUGGGCACAUCCGGGUCAAGACGGGUUUCAUCACGUGAACAACAAGAGCCCUGAAGAUGUUAAACGCCUGCUGGACGAAGCUGGUUUCCAUCCGCAUGACAACGACAGCUUGUCGUUAAGGAAAAACUCAACAUUCUUUUGGUUUCGAGAAAAUAUCUUCGUGUUUAGAAGAAAAUCGGAAGCCAGUCUAAUAGAAGACGAUGCAUAGACAGGGAGUCACACUACAAUUAAAGGGUAUUUAGUGGAAGAGUUUAAAGUCUCGUUACUUCAACAUGAUGUACCUAUAUAUACUGACUGACUGGCACUUUCGAGACAGAACAUUUAAAGACCUAGCGGGUUAUAUUUUAUUUUUUUAUUCUGUGAUUGGGUGAAAGCUCAGUACAAAGUCUCAUGUCACAAACUCUGGUUUUAAUCGCUCCUUUGUUCUCGAAAUACCAUGAUGCCUACAAACAACACUACUAUGCACAGGUGGAAGUAAAAUUUGUGGAGACACGUUUAUUCACAGACAGGUCAUUAUAAUUUUAUGGUCCCAGCUCUUCCCCUGAGUUGAAUCAGCAGAGGUAUCAAAUAAAAAUAACAGAAAAUUUUUAUUAUUUUUAUUAUUGUUUUACUAAUUGGCUCCUGCUUGUGUAGAAGUAGAUCUGUUGACACGCAUGAUUAUUGCAAAUAUUUUUAUUUUGAUGUGGUUUGUAAUGUUGUAUUUUGCUAAAACCAAAUUUUUGCCUUAAACACUGAGGGACAAAUAAAAAUAUCAGAAAAUUA
Messenger RNA from Pomacea canaliculata, 2462 nucleotides. RefSeq lists its product as uncharacterized. Bases 1006 to 1908 code for a protein of 300 amino acids. The transcript is spliced from 3 exons. NCBI's taxonomy places the organism in Eukaryota, Metazoa, Mollusca, Gastropoda, Architaenioglossa, Ampullariidae. The record is from RefSeq and is a predicted model, not a curated record.